This is a messenger RNA of Closterium sp. NIES-65, 2094 nucleotides long. Lineage: Eukaryota; Viridiplantae; Streptophyta; Zygnematophyceae; Desmidiales; Closteriaceae. The record is from the annotation of a GenBank genome assembly.
AUGGAUUCAUUUAGAGGCGGGUCCAAAGGCGCAACAGCAGCAGUUGCAGCGGCGGCGGAGAGGAGAGGGUCGCUGAGGCAAUGCAAGGCUCGCUCAUUCUUCCCUCCUCCCUGUUCCCUCUCCCUCCCCCCUGUUCCCCUUCCCUCCUCCCUGUUCCCCUUCCCUCCUCUGCUUCUCCGUCCCCUUUCCCCCAUCACCCUCCUUCCCCCCACUUUCCCCCCACUUUCCCCCCACUUUCCUCACGUCCCCCCCUCCUCUCCCCCCCCCCCCGUCCCCUUUCCUCCACCCUCUCCGCCAGGCGCAAUGGAUUCAUUCAAAGGCGGGUCCAAAGGCGCGACGGCAGUGGCAGCAGCAGCGGAGAGGAGAGGGUCGCUGAGGCAACGCAAGGUGGCGGCUGAUGUGGUGGCUGUGAUGCUGGAUGAAGGCACGCGGAAGCGAGCAGCAGCGGCGCGACUGGAGGCUCUAGAGAGUGACUAUACCGGGGUGGAUGCUGCUGUGGAUGAGGAUGAUGACGUGUUCAAUGCAGAGGAGGAACUGGUGCAAGAAGGCUUCGCACCAGCCAAGCGAGUGAGCCGUCCGGGCAAGAGGCGCACGAGACAGGCUGCUGCUGCCGUGGUGAGCAGAGCGAGCAAGCGAACUCCCAAGACGUUUGCAGAGCUGCUAGAAGAGGCACGCCCUCCUUACCUCACAGCAGCAGUGGAGCCCGGCUGCUGCCUCUGUGUAUUGUUUGUGUGCUCACCCCUGCCAUGCUUCUCCCUCGCUUCCAUGCCCCCUCCUCACUCCCCACAGGCGAAUCUAGAGACCCUGCCACCAGGCACGCCCUCCUACCUCACAGCAGCAGUGGGCCCUCCAACAGCCGCCUCAAAGACUGCCAUAUCGAACUCUAUCAUGGGCGCGCUUCGUCAUCGCUUUCUGCUCGCGCUCGUCCUCGUGGCGUCUCUAAACUUCCUCGCGGUUUUCGCGGCGCAGCCUCCGCCGGAUGGGUACUACGGCGCGAGUGAGCCGGCGCUGGAAGAAGCAUACGACCAGCGCGCGCUCCUGGAGGCCGAAAGCGAUGCCUCGCUUGACUCCGUUGACUCCGUUGACUUGGAGGACUCGCGGGUGCUUCUCUCGAUGGGGGAUGCAGCGGCGGACUUGAAGCAGACGUCGGACGACCUCAGCGGCAGCGUGAAGAAAGCUGUCGGGCAGGCGGGGAGGAACGUGCGCAACUCGAUCGGCUCCAUGGUCGGAGUCCCGCCCAACAAGGGCACGAAGAAGCACCACCGCCGCGGCGGGAAGAAAACUGGGCGCCGCGGCGGGAAGAAAACUGGGCGCCGCGGCGGAAAGAAAACUGGGCUGGCGGGAACUCGUAAGCGCAAAUCGGGCGCGGCAGCCCCCAAGACGUCCGCUGCGGGGGUUCCGAAGAAGCAGGGGGCGGGAGGUAAGCUCAACUCCGGCGCAACCCCCAAGAAGCCCGCUGCUGCCGCUGCUGGCGCGACGGGGGCUCCUAAGAAGCAGGAGGCGGGAGCUAAGGACACCUCGGGCGCAGCACCCGAGUCCCCCGCUGCUCCCGCUGCUGCAAACGAGCCGCGCGCGCUCCUCGAGGCGGCCGACAGUGAUGCCGCGAUUGACUCCGUUGACUCGGUUGACUUCGACUCCGUUGACUUGGAGGACUCGCGGGUGCUUCUCUCGAUGGGGGAUGCAGCGGCGGACUUGAAGCAGACGUCGGACGACCUCAGCAGCAGCGUGAAGAAAGCUGUCGGGCAGGCGGGGAGGAACGUGCGCAACUCGAUCGGCUCCAUGGUCGGAGUCCCGCCCAACAAGGGCAAGAAGAAGCACCACCGCCGCGGAGGGAAGAAAGCUGGGCGCCGCGGCGGGAAGAAAACUGGCCCCGCGGGAGCUCGUAAGCGCAACUCGGGCGCAGCAGCCCUGAAGACGGCCGCCGCUCCCGGCGCUGCUGGCGGGAAGGCGGUUUCGAAGAAUCAGGCGGAAGGUAAGCUCAACUCUGGCGCGCAUGCGCUGGGAGCAAAGGGCACCUCGGGCACAGCCCCCAAGCCCACCGCUGCCAGCAGUGCUGCGAGCAGUGCUGCCAGCAGUGCUGCACCCAGCAUUUGA